GCUAGCAAGCUAGGCUAUUUGUCGCCGGUUGCCGCCAAGGUGCGUUGCUACGUCAAAGGCGCAUUUUCACGGUUUCUUCUACGUUAAUUUCAAUUUUUUGUACAAUACUCACGGCGAGACGGAUUAAAACAUGUCCAGGAGACGACACAGUGACUCCUAUGACGGAGGCCAGGAUCACAAGAGGAGGAGAACCUCUGAGCCCACCGAGAUUGAAGACAGCCUGGAGUCUCUGAUAUGCAACGUGGGAGAAAAGAGCAAGUCGUCCUUGGAGAGCAACCUGGAGGGGCUCGCCGGCGUGUUGGAGGCCGACCUUCCCAACUACAAGAACAAAAUCCUUCGCAUUUUAUGUGCCGUGGCUCGCCUCCUCCCCGAGAAGCUGACGGUGUACACCACACUGGUGGGCCUCCUCAACGCCAGGAACUACAACUUUGGCGGCGAGUUCGUGGAAGCCAUGAUCCGGCAGCUAAAGGAGACUCUGAAGAACAACCUUUACAGCGAGGCCGUUUACUUGGUGCGCUUUCUGUCCGACUUGGUCAACUGCCACGUGAUUGCCGCGCCAUCCAUGGUGGCCAUGUUUGAGAACUUUGUCAGCGUUACGCAGGAGGAAGAUGUACCGCAGGUUCGGUCUGAUUGGUUUGUGUUCGUGGUGCUGUCCUGCUUGCCGUGGGUGGGCAAGGAGCUCUACGAAAAGAAGGAUGUGGAGAUGGACCGACUCCUCAGCCAGAUUGAAGGCUACCUCAAGAGGCGAGUGAAGACUCAUCUCCCGAUGCUUCAGGUGUGGACCGCUGAGAAACCCCACCCACAAGAAGAGUACCUAGACUGCCUUUGGGCGCAGAUCCAGAAGCUGAAGAAAGACCGCUGGCUGGAGCGCCACAUCCUGCGGCCGUACAUCGCCUUCGACAGUGUGCUGUGCGAGGCCCUGCAGCACAACUUGCCCCCCUUCACGCCGCCGGGGCACAUGCCCGACGCCCAGUACCCCAUGCCCCGCGUCAUCUUCCGCAUGUUCGACUACACCGAUGCCCCGGAGGGUCCGGUCAUGCCCGGCAGUCAUUCUGUGGAGAGGUUUGUCAUUGAAGAGAACCUGCACUGCAUCAUGAAGACUCAUUGGAAAGAGCGCAGAACCUGCGCCGCCCAGUUGCUCAACUACCCCGGCAAAAAUAAGAUCCCGCUCAACUAUCACAUUGUGGAGGUGAUUUUUGGAGAACUUUUCCAGCUGCCCUCACCGCCUCACAUCAACGUCAUGUACACGUCACUUCUGAUCGAACUGUGCAAACUGCAGCCCGGUUCGCUACCACAAGUCUUGGCCCAAGCCACAGAGAUGCUCUACAUGCGCCUAGACACCAUGAACACUACCUGCAUUGACAGACUCAUCAACUGGUUCUCCCACCACCUAAGCAACUUCCAGUUCCGAUGGAGCUGGGACGACUGGGCUGACUGUUUGACGUUGGAUCUCGAGAAACCCAAACCCAAAUUUGUCAAAGAGGUUCUGGAGAAGUGUAUGAGGUUGUCCUACCACCAAAGGAUGGUGGAAAUUGUCCCGCCCACCUUCGCCGCCCUCAUCCCGGCCGAGCCCGUCUUCAUUUACAAAUACGCCGACGAAAGCGCUUCGAUGUUGCCGGGUUACCCCUUGUCCAUCACCGUCAGCAACGCCAUUAAGAACCGAGCGUCCAACGAGGAGAUCCUCACCAUCCUCAAAGACAUGCCCAACCCCAACCAGGAUGACGAUGACGACGAAGGCGAGAGCUUCAACCCGUUGAAGCUGGAUGUCUUCUUGCAGACGCUUCUUCACCUGGCUGCGAAAUCCUUUAGCCACUCGUUCAGCGCCCUCGGCAAGUUUCACGAGAUCCUGAAGAACCUGACCGAGAGCGAUGAGGGCAAACUGCACAUUCUCAAGGUGAUCUACGAGGUGUGGAAAAACCACCCGCAGAUGAUCGCCGUGCUGGUGGACAAGAUGAUCCGCACGCAGAUUGUGGACUGCGCCGCCGUGGCCAACUGGCUCUUUUCUCAGGACAUGGCUCACGAGUUCACGAGACUUUACAUAUGGGAGAUCCUGCACUCGACCAUCCGCAAGAUGAACAAACACGUCCAAAAGAUCCAGAAUGAGUUGGAAGAGGCAAAGGACAAGUUGGAGAAGCAGCAAAAUAAGAGGCCGAGAGACAGCGGCGACGAAGAGGACAUGGAGAAGAACAGUGAGGACGAGGAGGGUCAGCUGGAGGAACAGAUCGAGAGGCUGCAGGAGAAGGUGGAGGCGGCCCAGAGCGAGCAGAAGAAUCUCUUCCUUGUCAUCUUCCAGCGCUUCAUCAUGCUGUUAACGGAGCAUCUGGUGCGCUGCGAGACGGGCAGCGUCAAUGUAAGCACGCCGUGGUACAAGAACUGCGUGGAGAGGCUGCAGCAGAUCUUCCUCAUGCACCACGUGACCAUCCAGCAGUACAUGGGCACGCUGGAGAACCUGCUGUUCACGGCUGAGCUGGACCACCACAUCCUGGCCGUCUACCAGCAGUUUUGUGCCCUUCAGCUCUGAAAAUCCUCAGCGGAACGUUCCGGCUCUUGCAUCAAGAAUCCCCCCCAGCCAUAAAAAAAAUAAUUUUAUUUACGACGGCGUUUUUUUUUUUUGUUUUUUUUUUUUUAAUUAUACAAGUUCCCUUUGAUGGACUCAAAGUCUAGAGAGAACCUUUUGAUUUUUUUUUUAUAUUUGUUUUAUGUGGAAUUGAAAAGGAAUUAAAA
Molecule: messenger RNA, 2724 nt
Organism: Phycodurus eques (leafy seadragon)
Lineage: Eukaryota; Metazoa; Chordata; Actinopteri; Syngnathiformes; Syngnathidae
Gene: ncbp1
Product: nuclear cap-binding protein subunit 1
Biological process (GO): mRNA export from nucleus; nuclear-transcribed mRNA catabolic process, nonsense-mediated decay; regulation of mRNA processing
Cellular component (GO): nuclear cap binding complex; nucleus
Molecular function (GO): mRNA binding; RNA cap binding; protein binding
Source: RefSeq, a predicted model, not a curated record